Messenger RNA from Glycine soja, 922 nucleotides. Its product is annotated as auxin-binding protein ABP19a-like. The transcript has a single exon. Gene Ontology annotation, molecular function: manganese ion binding. Lineage: Eukaryota; Viridiplantae; Streptophyta; Magnoliopsida; Fabales; Fabaceae. Gene Ontology annotation, cellular component: cell wall. The record is from RefSeq and is a predicted model, not a curated record. Bases 28 to 654 code for a protein of 208 amino acids.
ACCAAAUCCAUUCAUCCAAGUUCAAAGAUGAAGAUGAUCCACGUUCUUUUCCUCUUUGCUCUUGUCUCGUUCACUUCCCAUGCUUCUGUCAAUGAUUUCUGUGUAGCAGACCUAAAAGGUCCAGAUAGCCCUUCAGGCUAUCAGUGCAAGCCACCUAACACAGUCACAGUGGAUGACUUUGUGUUCUCUGGCUUUGUAGCUGGAAACACCACAAACACUUUCAAUGCUGCAUUAACCUCCGCAUUUGUUACUGAUUUUCCAGGUGUGAAUGGUCUUGGUGUAUCUGUGGCACGGUUAGACAUAGCCAAAGGUGGAUCAAUCCCAAUGCACACACACCCUGCUGCCACUGAACUUCUAAUAAUGGUGGAAGGUCAAAUCACUGCUGGUUUUAUGACCCCAACUGCACUUUAUACCAAGACACUGAAACCUGGAGAUAUUAUGGUUUUUCCACAAGGACAGUUGCAUUUUCAGGUUAAUUCUGGAAACGGAAAAGCCACUGCUUUUCUGGCAUUCAGUAGUGCAAACCCUGGAGCACAACUACUUGACCUUCUGUUAUUUGGCAACACCUUGCCUUCUGACUUGGUUGCACAGACUACCUUCCUUGAUGUUGCACAAGUCAAGAAGGUUAAGGCUCGUUUUGGUGGCAGAGGCUAGGGUUUCUUAUGAAUCAACUCAUACCUAGUGUUUGUUUUAGUGAUAAUCGUCAGCAAUUAAUAAACUUGUGCAUUUGGGUGUGUUUUGCUUUCAUUUUAAGUUUGAUUCCAAACUUAUGAUUUGAGGGUUUGAAGUUUGACGAUGUAUAAAUAAAAAUUUUAGAGUUUAGUUUGAGUGCAUCAUUGAUUUCAAGAAAGUAAUUAAGAAAGAAAUCAAGAUGUUCACUUGAUUUCUUUUAUUAUAAUAAAAAUAAUAAUAUUUCAAACAA